Molecule: messenger RNA, 1599 nt
Organism: Glycine soja
Lineage: Eukaryota; Viridiplantae; Streptophyta; Magnoliopsida; Fabales; Fabaceae
Product: spermine synthase-like
Exons: 11
Coding region: 183-1271 (362 amino acids)
Biological process (GO): spermidine biosynthetic process
Cellular component (GO): cytosol
Molecular function (GO): spermidine synthase activity
Source: RefSeq, a predicted model, not a curated record
GGCACAGACUCCAUUCUUCUUCCAUAACAAGCUCUGAAAAGAAGAGAGAGAAGGUGGAUAGGGUGAUACAGAUUACAGAGUUUGUGUAUCCAUCUUCGUUCGUCGCUUGGCUUGUUCGCCUUCACUCUCCGACAUUCACAUCAUUCAUCAGAGACUGGAGCCUGCGAAGAAAAGAAUAAUUUAUGGAGGACGGCGCAGGAAGAGGUUUGGAAUGCCAGAAGACUAUGGAUGGGAAGGUGAGUAACAGUAAUGGGCCAGAGAAGGAAAUUCCUUCUUGUUGUCUGAAGGCCAAGGCUUCAAUCCCCGAGUCAGAGGCAAAAUUCCAUUCCACUGUUGUUUCUGGGUGGUUCUCAGCUUCUCAAACUUGCUCUGGGAAAUCUGGGAAAGCUGUUUAUUUCAACAACCCAAUGUGGCCAGGAGAAGCCCAUUCAAUCAAAGUAGAAAAGAUCUUAUACAAGGAAAAGUCGGAGUACCAGGAGGUCUUGGUUUUUGAGUCAUCAACUUAUGGGAAAGUGCUUGUACUUGAUGGAAUAGUUCAAUUGACUGAGAAGGAUGAAUGUGCUUACCAGGAGAUGAUAGCUCAUCUUCCCCUCUGUUCAAUUCAGUCCCCCAAAACUGUUUUAGUUGUUGGUGGUGGAGAUGGUGGUGUUCUCAGGGAAGUAGCCCGCCACAGCUCUGUUGAACAUAUUGAUAUUUGUGAGAUAGAUAAGAUGGUUAUUGAUGUUUCUAGGAAAUUUUUUCCACAGUUAGCUAUUGGGUUUGAAGAUUCUCGAGUACAUCUGCAUGUUGGUGAUGCUGUUGAAUUUCUUAAAUCUGCUUGUGAAGGGAAGUAUGAUGCCAUAAUUGUUGAUUCCUCAGAUCCCGUGGGUCCUGCCCAGGAACUUGUUGAGAAACCUUUUUUUGAUACAAUAGCUAGGGCACUAAGGCCUGGCGGAGUUCUUUGUAAUAUGGCAGAAAGUAUGUGGCUUCAUACACACCUUAUUCAAGAUAUGAUCUCUAUUUGCCGAGAAACAUUCAAAGGUUCUGUAUGUUAUGCUUGGGCCAGUGUACCAACAUAUCCUAGUGGUGUGAUAGGCUUUCUUCUCUGUGCAACAGAAGGGCCGCCUGUUGAUUUUGUGAAUCCUAUCAAUCCCAUUGAAAAGUUGGAAGGUGCUAAUGAGCACAAAAGAGAACUUCGAUUCUACAAUUCAGAGAUGCACUCAGCUGCUUUUGCGUUGCCUGCGUUCUUGAAGAGAGAAGUGAGUGUGCUCCGUGAUCUCUCCCUUCAGUAGCAAUGCAUGAUGAUUGCCUAUUGUAACCCCUAAAUAAGAAAUUUUGACGACAUGGUCAUUGACAAGUGUGGGAUAAAUAGGAAUCUGGUGUGAUUAAUUUUAGGUUUACCAAUUAUGUGUGUUGUGGAGUCUGAUUAGCUAGGUUAAUCUUAGUCGAUUUCAGAUGGCUUUCUCAUAUCUAGUUUACAAUGCUAUAUUAUUUAGGUUUUUUAAGCACAUACUCCUAAGACGCGCAUUAUCAAUUAUUAAAUAAUACAUGGAAAGAAUUUGCGAUGGGAAUGUAGGUUUUUAGAAAUUUGAUUUCAUAAUGAAACUUUCUCGGCAUGUA